This is a messenger RNA of Vanessa atalanta (red admiral), 3386 nucleotides long. Its product is annotated as putative glycerol kinase 5. The transcript is spliced from 11 exons. The record is from RefSeq and is a predicted model, not a curated record. Gene Ontology annotation, biological process: triglyceride metabolic process; glycerol-3-phosphate biosynthetic process; glycerol metabolic process. Gene Ontology annotation, molecular function: glycerol kinase activity. Bases 147 to 1799 code for a protein of 550 amino acids. NCBI's taxonomy places the organism in Eukaryota, Metazoa, Arthropoda, Insecta, Lepidoptera, Nymphalidae. Gene Ontology annotation, cellular component: mitochondrion.
ACACAGAAUAGGCACUUAAAAUUAUCUUCGAAUUUUAAGUAUAUUUAGUAUGGUAUCCGAAAAUCUGAGGUAUAAUUAAUUAAGUUACUGCUCCGGUCGGGUGUGUGCGAAAGGCAUAGCGAAAAUAAUAAGAAAAACGAAUUAAUAUGGAGGAAAAAUAUAUAUUAUCUUUAGAUAUAGGCACUACAACUAUUAGGUCGGUUAUUUACAAUUCAAGAACAGAAAUUGUCGGCAAAGCUGUAGCUCAGGUAACUCUUCACUAUCCCAUUUCUGGCUAUGUGGAAAUUGACCCCGAUGAGCUAUGGACCAUUGUAAUACAUGUUGUAAACACUUGCUUACAAAAUGCAAAACUCACAGCCGGACAGAUCACAGCAAUGGGAGUAUCGACACAAAGAGGUACAUUCAUAACAUGGUCUAAGACUACAGGGAAACCAUUUCAUAGAUUCAUAACAUGGAAAGAUCUGAGAGCCGAUGAAUUAGUGAAGCAAUGGAAUAACUCAUACACUUGGAAGUUCUUCAAAUUUGGUGCUUAUGUAUUGUAUAUUAUAUCAAGAAGUAACAGAUUUCGCGCAGGGAGCGUGUUUAAAUUUUCAAAUAAUCAGACGACAUUGAGGUUGUACUGGGCUCUACUGAACAUACCUGAGUUGAAAGUAGCAGUUGAAAAAAAUGACGCCAUGUUCGGCACCUUGGACACUUGGUUGCUGUAUAAAAUGACAGGAAGCAAAAUUCAUAUGACAGACGUAUCUUCGGCGUCAGCGACUGGUUUUUACGACCCUUUCACUAUGCAAUGGUCUAAUUGGGCUUUGCAGUUGUUUGGAAUACCAUUAGCUGCCUUACCGACGGUGGUGGAUACUGCCGGUGAACACUUCACCAGUACCGCACCAGAGAUAUGGGGCGACGCAAUUCCUAUACGGAGUUUUAUAGCAGACCAAACAGCUUCAAUGUGGGGCUCGUGUUGUUUUGACGUCGGUGACGUGAAGCUGACCAUGGGUACCGGGACUUUCUUCAAUAUCAAUACGGGUUCUGUACCACAUGCAUCGGUGUCUGGACUCUAUCCUGUAGUAGGGUGGAGACUGGGUAAUGAAUUGGUCUUCUCAGCGGAGGGGGCGAACAAUGAUACAGCCAGCAUCAUCAAAUGGGCCCAGAAUUUAGGUCUGUUCGAUAAUCCCCAAGACACAGCUGAGAUUGCCAUGUCGGUGCCGGAUUCUGACGACGUAUUCUUCAUACCUGCUUUCAGUGGAUUGGGACCGCCGUAUAACGACGGUACUGCGGCUUCCGGCUUCGUCGGCAUGAAGCCGUCUACGACCAAAGCCCACCUCGUACGAGCCGUCCUCGAGUCUCUGGCGUUUCGUACUGCACAGCUGUAUUCUUGCGUUAGAACUGAAACUUCGUACACGUUCAAUAGUAUUAGGUUAGAUGGAGGUGUAUCCAAUAACGACUUCAUAGUUCAACUAGUAGCAGAUUUAACAGGGCUACGUGUUAUCCGACCAGUAGAAGUUGAAAUGUCUUCCCUUGGUUGUGCUCAUAUCGUUGGUUUACAUUUAGGUAUUUUCUCGUCGAAAGAAGAGUUGAAAUCGCUUCGUAAAAUAGGCACCGUAUUUACGCCUCGGCCUCAGGUCAAAAAGUCGUACGAAGUGACCGUAGCCAGAUGGGAAGAAGCUGUCAAAAGGAUGUGUGGUUGGUAUUUAGGAAAUAAGUCAACUCAAUAUCGAAACUCAAUACACGACUCGAGCAACUCGAUCAAGCCACAGAACAGCUUCAAAGUUGGAUCGAUAAAGAAGAAUGGACGUUCCAAAUAGCGGUGGCUUUUUUAUUUGCUUCUAUUCAUCGCGUGCAUUCCAAUAUGCAGAUGAUAUUGGGCAUCCCUCAGUAGUUUUAGGAUAUAUUGUUGGUAUAUUUAUAAGCAUUUGACGACUUUGUAGAUGAAUUUGUGACGGGUUGUGGUUAUAUAUUGUAAUUAAGGUGGUCUAAAUAAUUUUUGUAAUGUCUGAUUUUAAUAGUUUUAUUUAUAUAUGUGAGAAUUAUAUUCGACUAAAGUGUUGUAUAUAUAUAUUUGUUGAACAAAUGGACUAUUGUGUAUGGUAUUAUUGAUUUUUAUUAUCGAGAUAUAUUUUAGAAUUAUAAAUUCGUCGUCAUCAAUAUACUCAUUAAGGCAUCGGACACACUAGUGCGUUUAAACGAUUGACAAUUCCAAACAGUGUUUUUGUUGUUAUAAGAAUGUGUAUGUGUGAUUGUGUGUAGGAUGUAUGUUGUAUUGUUGUUGAUAACUCGUUUUAUUAUCAGGUCUUUGUGUAGGAUCGUCAGGGUAGUUAACUCCAACAUUUGAUAGUUCGUCGUUAAACAAUAAUACAUUUUACGCAAGUGUGUAUUAGCUUGUAAGAUAAAAAGACAAGGAAGAACAUCAUAUCUUACAUGCCAUAGUUACCAGCGUAAAUAUAAGUGUUGGAAACAGCGUUAACUUCCUACAAUGCAAGUUAGAAGUGGCCACUUACCAUCAUAUGGUUGAUUUGGAAACUUAUGAAUACCUACUAGAAAUUCGUCGUACCAAUAUUACUACUAGUCUAUAAUUAGGUAGGUGAAAAUAAACUCUAUAAAUUAUACGAAUAUUAUAAAGAGGUAGGUUUGUCUUUACGUAGAGGGUAGUCUCCGAAACUAACGAUCCAGUUGUAAAAAUGUUCACACUGGUAGAAAGCUACAUUAUUUCUGAGUUCUAUGGGGUGUAAAUUAUAUUUGUAUCAUACAUUUUCUUUAUUUAUAAAAUGAAUUCGUGCAAAGCCGGGGCGGGGCGCUAGUUAAAUAUCAACAUUGGUUCCUAUAAAUGUAAGUAGCUUAAGUAUUUUAAAAUAGAGUUCAUUUUAGGACCCAAGUAACCAAAUCAAUAACAAAAUUUGCAUAUUAAUUUAAAUUAACCACUGAUUAAAAAUAAUAAAAACAUCUCGAAGUCAAAAAAUAAACCAUGAAAGGAAAUCAACUACUAAUCUUUCUGGUGGGGUCAGCCUUGCCCAUUGUCAUUGAAUGAAGUCCAAGAUUUAUUCCAUGUAUUUCCAAUACGCUGUUAACGAUGGAAUUUAAAAUAUGAUGUUUUUUAUAUCCAUAAAUACACUGGCUCACUUUAUAUGGAAUACAUCAACUUAUUACUGUAUAAUAUAUAAUUUCUCAUACUUGUCAAAAGAUGAAUGAGUCGCAUAGAUCUAUUUAUUGAAAUCUACUAAUACUACUCAGUAUGUUGUAAGUUUAAAGACGCGUACCACUGACAUUCCAAGCGGUAAAUUUAGGUUUACCUCAAAAUCAACACAGUAUCGCGAUAAGGUCUGUGAAUAUUUAAGAAAAUUUUCCUCAUAUAUCAGAAGCCCAUGCCUUAUUAUGUAUUCCCUUAAUGUGUAUUU